This is a messenger RNA of Amphiprion ocellaris (clown anemonefish), 1479 nucleotides long. RefSeq names its product fibroblast growth factor 17 (gene fgf17). Gene Ontology annotation, cellular component: cytoplasm. The transcript has 5 exons. The record is from RefSeq and is a predicted model, not a curated record. Gene Ontology annotation, molecular function: growth factor activity; type 2 fibroblast growth factor receptor binding; type 1 fibroblast growth factor receptor binding. NCBI's taxonomy places the organism in Eukaryota, Metazoa, Chordata, Actinopteri, Pomacentridae. The coding region runs from base 659 to 1303 and encodes 214 amino acids. Gene Ontology annotation, biological process: positive regulation of protein phosphorylation; positive regulation of gene expression; fibroblast growth factor receptor signaling pathway.
GGUGGAUGGUGGGGGCUGGGAGGGCUGCUUUAACACCUUACUGCCAUGCCCAUAAGGUGCUGUUAGGCUCUUCACUUUUAAAUACCCUUCAUCAGUGAGGUACAUUAAAGGCAGACAGAGAGACAGACUCAGAGGCAUUUACCACUUUAAUUCCAAGUCUCUGAUGUAGAACUUGCUUUUUAUUCUGCUACUUGUAAAAAAAAAAAAAAAAAAAAAAAGUUUUUCCCCCCUCACAUCUGCGUCUCCUUAUUAAAUACUGAUCAGGGCUCCUGUCUUCUGCUGUGCCCACCCACAAUAGAAAGACUUCAGGGAGGGACUUUCGCCUUUAACAUUUAACCAGUGAGCAGCCGGAUCCCGGGGAGACAGAGGGCUUUUCAAAAGCUGAAACUAACCCCAGCAGCCUGCGCCGAUCCUGGGAGCCUCACACUCCAGCUCCAGAGAUGUAAAGACGAACCCACGGCUCUGAGCUUCCAGAGGAUGUAUGCUCUUGUGAUGAGCAGCUCUUCACCACCCAGUCAGCUGGAUCAGGGCUGUGAAGGGAAAUAACUGCGAGGACAUCAGAGUCUGUGUUGUGGAUGGACAGGUUCAGGGAUUUAUUUACCGCUGGGAUCUAGCUGCUCCAACAUCCCUGUAUUGAUCGGGUGAACUAAGAAGGAGAAUGUAUGGAAUAAACCAGCGCUGCAUUUACAUAUCGUUCAACUUUUUCGUGCUGUGGUGUCACGCUCAGGGGGAGAAUCACCCGUCUCCUAAUUUUAAGCAGUAUGUGAGGACGCAGGGCGCAGUGACGGAUCAGCUGAGCCGCAGACAGGUCAGGGUUUACCAGCUCUACAGCCGCACCAGCGGGAAGCACGUCCAGAUCCACGGCAAGAGGGUCACCGCCACCGCCGAGGACGGGAACCUGUACGCUCGUCUGUUUGUGGAGACAGACACGUUUGGCAGUCGAGUGAGGAUAAGAGGUGCAGAAAGUGGACGCUACCUCUGCAUGAAUCGGAAGGGCAAACUUGUUGGAAAGCCCAACGGCCGCAGCAGGGAUUGUAUCUUCACAGAGAUAGUACUGGAGAACAAUUACACGGCCUUCCAGAACGCUGAGUACGAGGGCUGGUAUGUGGCGUUCACCAGGAAAGGGAGGCCCAUUAAAGCGUCGAGGACGAGAGAAAACCAGAGAGAGGUCCAUUUCAUUAAGAGGCUACACACAGGCCCACCUCCCUUCCCCAACAUGGACCAAAGCAAACACUUUGAGUUCAUCCGAUUUCCAGCCACACGUCGAGCGAAGCGGAACAGGAAAUCACGUACCUCUUCCUAACGCGCAGCAAAAGCAAUGGACUGAUGACAGCUGUGAUAUAGGAAGAAACAGAUGUGAUUUUAUUUUUGUAUAUUUUUGAUAGGUAAAAGAUGGCUCAAAUGCAAUCAAUCUAAGGUAAUAUUUCUGUAAAAUGAUCGUGUGUAAAUACUGAAAGAGAGUAAAGCAGAUGGGUUAUA